GGCAGCUUGAUGGGAAACAACAAUGACACAGCGUAUAAUGAAAAUAAUGCUGACACCGGCACCAACAAUUCUGAUGUGAGCCAUCUAGAGACAUGUAAUGAGAAUGAAACCAACAUUACAGGUAGUAUUAUAGCACAAUGUGUAGACUGCGCCAUUGUUGCAGAUGUUGAUGUACUCAUUGACACACCUGCUAAUAUGGCAGGGUGUAUGGAAGACGAGGCUGGUGAUAAGAGUAAGGCGUCACAGAUAUUGAAUGAUUUUAUGGGCAACACACUACAAAAUCUAUCGUUUUUGGGUCUAAGUAUAGAAAAUCUUGGCGAGAAAAUGAAAGUCUUUGGAAACAACCUUAUUGCCAGCUAUAAUCAGCGGAUUAGUUCGUUAAAUGAGGCAAAAAGAGGGGCUGAAGAUAAAGCCAAUCAGGUUGUACUACAGAAGAGCAGAGAAUUCGAUGAACUGCAGUGCUUAACCAAAAAUCUUUGCGGUUCUAUUUUAAACCAGCAGUACAAUUUAAUAUCUAAUGCGAUAGCAAGUUUGCCACUAUCUAGUAUUUCCAGCACACUUGGCAGCCUGAGUCUUUCGCUAGACCUGCACAUUGAUCGAAACCUCCAUAUGAUCAAUGAAAGGGAUAGUAUUAUUCAAGACAAAAAAAGAGAAGUAGAUAACAUGGCAGGCGAAAUGGAAAUUCUUAAGACAAAAACAAGAAUGUUAGAGGAAAGUGGCGAUUAUCUCCACAAACAAAAUGGUAGAUUGAAGGAAUCCAAUAGUCUUUAUUUUGUGGCAAUCAAUGUAAUUUCAGCUAUUUGUAGUAAUCUAAAGAAGUCCACCGAGGAUCUUUCUGCUUUUCAAAAUGAGUUUUAUAGCUCCUUUACUUCUCUCCAUGCUAUGCUUACCGAGCAGUCUAGCUUCUUAAGAUAUGAGCUAAGUAAAAUUAGUGAAAAAUUAAAUUUUCUCAACGAAUCAUUAUCAAAGUUGAAUGUCUCUAAAAUAAAAGAUUACACCCUCGAUUGCAUUGGAGAGAUUCAAAAUCAAUAUAGCGCGGAAAUUGGUCAUCUCACAUCAAUUAAUCGGGAGCUGAUUGAUCAAGUAUCUGCUCUUAGAUCUGAUAUUUCCGAACUGCAAGCAAAAAACGACGCCUUGCUUCUGACGAACAAUGAAAUCAAGGAGGAAGUUGAGUUGAAAGAAUCCUACUCCAAGGAAUUGGAAAAGUCGACAGAUGAGUUAAUGAAGUCUAACAAGUUCUAUGAAGACCAGCUGAUUACAUCAGACAAUAUUAUUAAGUCUCUCAAAGAAUCAAAGAUGAGAACUAGCUUGGAGUUUUCAGCUGAGAUUGAAAAGAUCAGGAAAGUGUACCUGAAAGAGAAUGGACUGUUGAAGCUACGCGUUGAAGAGUUAGAAAACGAACUUUUUCUGAGAAGCAAGCAUAGUGCCAAAGAUGAUUGA
Messenger RNA from Vittaforma corneae ATCC 50505, 1440 nucleotides. RefSeq lists its product as uncharacterized. Lineage: Eukaryota; Fungi; Microsporidia; Nosematidae. The transcript has a single exon. The record is from RefSeq and is a predicted model, not a curated record. The annotation marks the transcript as partial.